Vicugna pacos (alpaca) is the source of this 3063-nucleotide messenger RNA. RefSeq names its product fibromodulin (gene FMOD). NCBI's taxonomy places the organism in Eukaryota, Metazoa, Chordata, Mammalia, Artiodactyla, Camelidae. Gene Ontology annotation, molecular function: protein binding. The record is from RefSeq and is a predicted model, not a curated record.
CAGAAUCCAGGCUCCCCAUCCCCACUCUUCACAAUAUUUGAUUAGGAAUUUGGGGGCGGGCCCCUGGCCUGGCACAGACACGCACAGUCUCAGUAGACGCUCUCAUUUCUCUCUGCCUCUCACACAUCCUCCAACCAAGGAGGCCAGACAGAGGGACGUGGGCACUCUCUGAAGGGUUCAACUCGAGAGAGACAAAAUGCAGUGGGCCUCCCUCCUGCUGCUGGCAGGGCUCUGCUCCCUCUCCUGGGCCCAGUAUGAUGACGACUCCCACUGGUGGUUCCAGUACCUCCGUAACCAGCAGUCCACCUACUAUGAUCCCUAUGACCCCUACCCUUACGAGCCCUAUGAGCCUUACCCUUACGGCGUGGAGGAAGGCCCAGCCUACGCCUACGGCUCCCCGGCCCCACCUGAGCCCCGCGACUGCCCCCAGGAGUGCGACUGUCCCCCCAACUUCCCCACCGCCAUGUACUGUGACAACCGCAACCUCAAGUACCUGCCCUUCGUCCCCUCCCGCAUGAAGUACGUCUACUUCCAGAACAACCAGAUCUCUGCCAUCCAGGAGGGCGUCUUCGACAACGCCACGGGGCUGCUCUGGAUUGCUCUCCAUGGCAACCAGAUCACCAGUGAUAAAGUGGGCAAGAAGAUCUUCUCCAAGCUGAAGCACCUGGAGAGGCUGUACCUGGACCACAACAACCUGACCCGGGUGCCCGGCCCACUGCCUCGCUCCCUGAGGGAGCUCCAUCUUGACCACAACCAGAUCUCGAGGGUCCCCAACAAUGCGCUAGAGGGGCUGGAGAACCUCACGGCCUUGUACCUCCAACACAACGAGAUCCAGGAAGUGGGCAGCUCGAUGAAAGGCCUCCGGUCACUGAUCUUGCUGGACCUGAGCUACAACCACCUUCGGAAGGUGCCUGAUGGACUGCCCAUAGCCCUUGAACAGCUGUACCUCGAGCACAACAAUGUCUACUCGGUCCCCGACAGCUACUUCCGGGGCUCACCCAAGCUCCUGUAUGUACGCCUGUCCCACAACAGCCUCACCAACCAUGGCCUGUCCUCGAACACCUUCAACUCCAGCAGCCUCCUUGAGCUCGACCUCUCGUACAACCAGCUGCAGAAGAUCCCCCCAGUCAGCACCAACCUGGAGAACCUCUACCUCCAAGGGAAUAGGAUCAAUGAGUUCUCCAUCAGCAGCUUCUGCACCGUGGUGGACGUCAUGAACUUCUCCAAGCUGCAGGUGCUGCGCCUGGACGGGAACGAGAUCAAGCGCAGCGCCAUGCCGGCCGACGCGCCCCUCUGCCUGCGCCUCGCCAGCCUCAUCGAGAUCUGAGCGGCCCCGCACCGGGCGCGCGGCGGCGACAGCCCCCGCGCCCCUCCGCAUCUGGCUUGAUGGUUUGGUUUGGCUUUUGCUGGAAGGUCGGGGGCAGAGCAUGUGGCAGAAGUCCGUGGGCUUCCUCUAUCGUCUUUUUCCCUGUAGGCAGGUUUAGGUCGAAUCAGGGGUCGGGCAGCUUCCUUCUGCUGGGGGACACGAAACUCUCUUUUCCGGGACAGAAGUGGUGGCAGACGGAGUAAUCCCUGAAGUUCCGACCCCAGAAAUCUCAUUACCCGUAAGUUCUUCACGAUGAUCUGGUGUAAUGAACCUUAAAAGUUGUCUGGGCAGUGGUACAUGGCCGUCCUUGUUAAGCAGUCUCUGACUCUGUGAGCAGCACUUGACAGCUUUCCCACGUGCUGGGCUGCUUGUGCAGUUACUCUGGGCUCCCACUCACUGCUGCUCAGAAUAUACCUCUUGCCCAGCCUCCUCCUCCUGAGUCCGCCUCACCCACUCAACCAUGCUCCACAGACCCCUCUUUACUCCUUAAACAGAGGCAGGAGACCCCCAAGGCAUGUGGGCUUCUGCCCAGAAGCCUGUGCAGAGAACUCACACUUGUGUCUGAGGUUGGAAGGGCACCAAGAGUCACCUCUACACCUUCCUAACCUCACUCCUUGCAAACUACCAGACUGGAGGCCACCAGUACGAUGACAGUAUUCCUGACCUGACGUGGGGGGAGACAACCGAUCUCAGGCUUAGAAAAAUGCAUCGGGCUGCACGGUAGCAGCUGGGCAGUUCUUUGAAGGUGGAUCAGGCUUCAGAAGAGGAAAGGCCAGACUCUUCUUGUCCUCAGCAUCUGGAAUGGGGGUAAACACACCUCAAGGUGGCUGAACUGAGGCCGCAGCCCCAGCAGUUUCAUUCUUGCCCAGCACUCUCUGCAUUCCCAGCAGCUCCCUCCGUGGUCUUUAUCCUCAAAGGCAGAGGCCAUGUGGUUCUCAAAGCAUAUAAGGGUAAUUGGUCCUCUCCUCUUAUGCAAGCAGAAAGGUCUAUAUCCUGUUGGGAGGGAAAGACUCCGACCAGCCCAGGACUUGCCUGCUCGCCCGGAGGAGGAAGCUGUGGUAUUGUUUUGCUAUCUGUAUUGUUUUGUCCUAAGGCUGCAGUGAGCCAAACCAGCUCUGGCUGGAGAUGCUCACUGGGCCCUUGAAGCCCUGGCCAGGCAGCCAAAUCUUGCCUGUGCUGAGUGCAAAACCCUCUGCUUUCACAUCUCUGUGCUGCACCCUCAUUACUGAAGGUGGCUGUUGCUUUGUAGCUUGGCUGGAGAGCGAUUUAUUUUUCCCAUUGCUGAAAGCCAUGUUGCCUGGGGAGACCUAACUCUCCUGCUCUUUUGGGUACUAUUGGGAUGAAGCCAUCUGGGCAGCCAGGGGCAGGACUGCUUGAGGAGAGCUGGCCCUAGUCUGGUCCCUGCCCAGACGCCACUGCAUCCCUGAUACAGUGUAUGCUUUGAAGCACUUUCCCGGAAAAGCAAAGCAGUGAUCCUUGGUCUGUAUUCUUGGUUUCGGACCCUUAAAUCCACAAAAGCCAAACCAGCUCAUUUCAACAAAGGAGCUCUAGUGUGAGGGGCAAGGCUGCCCCCCGGCCCCAGGGCUCUUCAAAAAGCAUCUGCAUGUGAACACCAUCAUGCCUCUAUAAAGGAUCCUUAUUAUAGGAAAAGCAUGAGUGGUGGCUAACCUGACCAAUAAAGUUAUUUCACAAUUGCA